Molecule: messenger RNA, 1133 nt
Organism: Mytilinidion resinicola
Lineage: Eukaryota; Fungi; Ascomycota; Dothideomycetes; Mytilinidiales; Mytilinidiaceae
Exons: 2
Coding region: 382-813 (143 amino acids)
Source: RefSeq, a predicted model, not a curated record
CCGCUAUGAUAGUUGCAGAGACAGUACCCGAAUUCCAGCGCCUUCUUAGUGCUGAAAACACCUAACUGCAUACUCAAUCCGAUCAAGUUAGACUAUUAGGAGCCCGCAUUGCGCGGCGCCCCCAUGAGUCGGGACCCCCUACGAAGUAUCGCGACGUCUUUGCUCCGUCCAAUAUCAUCGCCUGCAGGACAUGGUAUCAAUGGCGUCCACUCGAUGCGGAACCUAGUCAAUACGGCGUGGGCGAGAAUGAUCUAAAAUGGACCGACGCCUGGGUAAUCGGGCUAGACAGGUUCCAAAUGCCUGCUGGAAUUCAGAUCAUUGGGCAAAGCCAAACUCCACCUUCCAGAGGUUGUUUUUGACGCGGAUUUUCCAGGCCAGGACAUGUGCCGCAUGAAGUCCGUCGCGUUGUCUAUUCCGUGCAUUACGGGUCCGUAUACGGGGAUCAAUUGCACGCUCGAUCUCGACAAGCACUCCAUUCGUACGAAGGAGAUGCCAUCCGGUGGCUCCGCACAGAUCGACGCACUACCGUUUGACAACAUCCCAAUCAAAGGCAUCGCCACAUCCCACGGACAAGCCGACACAGAAACCUUCGAACUCAGCUACAGCGGCGACACGUACGCUCCAUUUGAAGGCGCCGGCGCAAUCCCCUCCCCAAUGCCGCAGCUCGACUACUCCACCAUCAGCGAUGUCAUCAUGCAUGUGCGAUACACGUCCUGCGAGCCAAAAGAAAUUUCAGACGCGCGACAACGCGACGAAAUCCGUCCGCGACUACGUUUCUGCGCAGAACAAGGGAAAUAUGCAAGCCUUGAUUGACGUGAAAUUUGAAUACCCCUACGACUUCCGCGAGAUGAAUCGCGCGCUCAAAGCCUCGCCCUCGCAGCCAUAUACACUGAAGCUGAAGGACUUCGGCUCGCGCGUACCCUUCUGGCCCGCGGCAGGAAGAUAACGAGUCACACUGUUCUUGUCGCUACCGAGAUCGCGAAACCCGCCUCUGCUGCUGAGGGGGGCACGAACGAGCACGGCGAUCCGCCCGAGUUUGUGUGGAAUGGGACCAAGGAUGACAAUGGGAAUAAGAAAGCGCUGACUGUUAUGGAGUUGCUAGGGUAGACUGGCAGGUGGCAGACAUUUGGGAU